Messenger RNA from Bombus impatiens (common eastern bumble bee), 1913 nucleotides. It is a transcript of the gene Sirt4, whose product is annotated as NAD-dependent protein deacylase Sirt4. The record is from RefSeq and is a predicted model, not a curated record. Gene Ontology annotation, molecular function: NAD+ binding. The transcript is spliced from 4 exons. NCBI's taxonomy places the organism in Eukaryota, Metazoa, Arthropoda, Insecta, Hymenoptera, Apidae. The coding region runs from base 196 to 1170 and encodes 324 amino acids.
UUCAUUGUUGGAAUGAUAUUUUUGAAUAAUUUUUUGAAGAUUGUUUUAGUUAUAGCAUGUGACGUUUUUGGCAAUCAUUUUGAUAUGAAAAGAUUACAUCACAGGCGAAAAUACUAUGAUGAGAUAAAAAAGUAACCUUAAAUAAAAUUGUACAAUAUUUUCAUAUUUUUAACAUAACUGUUAUAAACAUAAAAGAUGUUUAAAAUAAAUGUUAUAUGUGUAAAGUCAUGUAAGACUGUUAAUACAAUAGGAAUAUUAUUAUAUAGAUCAUAUACAUCAGAUUUUGCAUUUGUCCCGAAAUGUGAACCUGUGAAAGACAGAGAUUUGUUGAUGUUAAAGGGUUUUAUCAAUAGUCACAGUAAUAUGUGCAUAUUAACAGGAGCAGGAGUAUCCACAGAGAGUGGUAUUCCUGAUUAUAGAUCCGAAGGCGUUGGCCUUUAUGCAAGAAGCAAUCGCAGACCAGUUCUUUACAAAGACUUUUGUAACAGCGCUGAGAUUAGAAGGCGAUAUUGGGCUCGAAAUUAUAUAGGUUGGCCUAGAUUUUCUUCUGUUAAAGCAAAUAUUGUGCAUGAAAUACUAAAAAAAUUAGAGGAUCAUAACAAAAUAAGAUGUAUCGUUACACAAAAUGUUGACAACUUGCACACAAAAGCAGGCAGCAAAAAAGUGAUAGAGUUACAUGGGACAGCAUUUAAAGUAAUGUGUCUCAACUGUAAUGAAAGAAUAUGUAGAUAUCAAUUGCAAGAAAUCUUAGAUAGAAUGAAUCCAAACAUGGCAGGGACUAGUGAAAUGAUAAGACCCGAUGGAGAUGUGGAUAUAUCACAAGAGCAAGUAGAAAGAUUUAAAAUUCCACCAUGUGGAAAUUGUGGUGGUGUUCUUAAGCCAGACAUGAUCUUCUUUGGGGACAAUGUCCCACGUCAAAUUGUAGAAAGUGUCAGAUAUAAUGUUGAGCAUUCGGAUUCUCUACUAAUUUUGGGUACAACACUUACUACAUUUUCUGGCUAUCGAAUCGCGUUGCAAGCUAGCGAUGCUAAAAAGCCAAUAGCUAUAGUGAAUAUUGGAAAAACCAGAGCGGACGAUCUCGCGGAAAUCAAAGUGGAAGGUAGAUGUGGCGAUAUUUUAUCGAGAAUUUACUCAAUGAUUGAUCAACAUGAGGAAUGUAUGGAAUGUUAAUUAAUAGACUGCGGAUUUUUAUGCAUUUUUAAAGAAUUUAAAAUUACAAAAACGCACAUAAUGUGCAAAAAUAUACAAAAUAAUUAAAGUAUAAUAUGUAUUAUUUUUAUUAUUUAUAAAAAUACCAAUUUGCAUAAAAAUUCGCAAUUCAUUGAUUAAGUAGAAGUAAUGUGAAUAGUUCUUUUCAUAUUGUUUUACAUCUUGGCUGUGAUUACUUUAGAUUAAUCUAUGUAUAAUGUACAAAUAAAACAUCUUUUUCCAACAAAAAAUUUUUUGUACAAUACUUUAUAUAAUAUUCUACUUCCUUUAUAGAAGGUUUGAUUCUAGUAUUGUUGAGAUUUUAGAAAUGAAGAUAUUUGUCUUCAUCAAAAGAAUAUAAUUAUUUUUUUUCUUAAGUCUUGUUUGUCUUUACCAUCUAUCCAUAAUUUUUUAAAUUGUUGUUACUUCCGUAUCUAGUAGAUAGCAGCACACAACUUGUCCAUAAACAAGGAUAGCAAUAGCGUGCGACAAAAAUAUAUAUAUAUACUCGAUACGGACAAGGGAGCACAAUAGAUGCGACUAAUAGUGUAUACAUAGAUGUGUAUACAAGCAUAGCAAUAACGAUUAGUUCCACCUUUUCACCGCUACGUGGUGAUAGUGUUUCAGCGUCCACAAGAAAGGUAACUAAAAGGAUUAAUUUGUGAACUUUUGUGAUUAUGUCUUCCGAAUUAGACAACUGUCUUAUUAAAUUCCUUUUAACCUAC